Messenger RNA from Strongylus vulgaris, 558 nucleotides. The record is from the annotation of a GenBank genome assembly. Lineage: Eukaryota; Metazoa; Nematoda; Chromadorea; Rhabditida; Strongylidae.
AUGACAGCGUUCUCAGAUACCCAUAGAGGAUCGGCGAAGUUCAAGAUUUGGAAAUUUUGGGGCCUAGAUUCCGGAGUAGUGGCUUGGGAUUGUUAUAUGUUUUUUAUCUAUGAAGGAAAGAUACAGAAACGCAUGUCUCAUGAUCCUAUGAUUGAACGGGUUUCCUUACAUGAAAUAGUCAACAGCGUUGCCAACUUCAACAAACCUACUUCAACCUCGGCCGGCCAGUUUUACUUAAAAGACUCUCUACUUCCUGUGUACAAUCCGUUCUUCUACCAUUACUCAAGAAGCGAUCUUUCUCAAGCUGAGCAGUACCAGCAAAAGACGCGGUCCAAAUCAGACCGAAAGCUGCAAGCUUGUCCACCGCCGAUGCCUUGCGACUUUGAGCCCUUUUUUGCACCUGCUGCAAAUAUUCUGAAGACCCCGUGCCUUAUCAAGAUUUUGAAACUUGUACUUGACAGGACCGGCAAACGAAGUCGAUUUUCGAGUGAUCGCUUGCUGCACAGGGUCCGUCAUUCGUCUACUGUCUGUGCGCUUGCUGUAAAUGAUCCUAUCUAG